This is a messenger RNA of Schizosaccharomyces cryophilus OY26, 1527 nucleotides long. RefSeq lists its product as uncharacterized. The transcript has a single exon. The record is from RefSeq and is a predicted model, not a curated record. NCBI's taxonomy places the organism in Eukaryota, Fungi, Ascomycota, Schizosaccharomycetes, Schizosaccharomycetales, Schizosaccharomycetaceae. The coding region runs from base 79 to 1368 and encodes 429 amino acids.
GUGUUCUUGUCAUUUUCUCUCGGUUCUGAAAGCUGUUCUAAUACAGUCAUAUGCAACCAACUUUUACGUAUCAGAGAAAUGUUAGUCAAUUCUGAUCACCCUGAAGAACACAUGCAAACGCUUUAUCAAAGAAUUGUUAACGCCUUUUUGGAUGUUUUGUUAUGUUGUGUAUCCUGUGACAGUUGCGAUCUAGGCUGUCCAGAUUGCGACUGUGAAGAUCCAACAGUUGAAAUUGCAUAUGCUGAUAUUGACAUACCAAAAGAAACUCAUUUUUUACUCCUGAACUCUCUACCCUGGAUCCCUAGUAUCUGCGAAGUGUUAGGAUUAGGUGAGUUUGAGCUUCCGGAUUAUUAUGAUAUUCCAAAUACGUUUACGCAAGGUUCUCUCAGUAGUGUUUUCCAUGCAUUCAGUGGUACCUACUUAAAAAGUAGCUAUGAAUUGGAUGAGUCUGGUUUUUUUAUGCCAGACAAAAUAUAUCACUUUACACAACGCAAUACAUGCGCUCAGGAAAAUGUGAAAUUAUUACUUAAAAGUCAUCGUAGCUUGUUUAAUCAUCUCUGUGAAUAUCUUCGUGCCGGCCCGAUUCCAAUCUCGGUUUUGAUUCAUCAUGUGAUGCUAUUUCAGUUUUACCCACCAGAAAUUCAAGAAUCUCUUUGGAUUGCUGUCGAGCAUUAUCUCUCAAAUUAUGACUUUGCUCAUACUAAACUACUAAAGCUUGCUUUACAAAACAGACUAGGAUGUAUACGCAUGUAUCUUAUUAACCCGAAUGAUAUUUAUGCUCUCAAAGCAAAGAAUAAUUGGGUUGCCGUUACACGUUCAAAUUUCCUAAGCUAUCUCCAGCUUCGGUUACCGUUAUGCGAGAGCAGUCUUCCAUAUGAUUUAUGCGGUUUUGAAGCAAUGCUGCAUUCUGCUUCCUCUGAAGCUGACAUUGGCUGGUUAUCUAUGAUGCAUUGUAUAGGAAAUAACGGUCAUGCUUUUCCUAUUCAUAUGUAUAUGAACACAAAGGAUGCAGUUUUUGAAGGAAAGGUCCCAGAAUCCGCUCUUUUUCUGUAUAAUACUGAUGCUGUUCUAUUUAAAAAAGAUUCUUUUAUUCGAGGGUUUUACGACUUUUGCAACCAAUUACUCUUGGACUUGUGCAAAUGUCGACAAUACUACACAGAAAAAGAUCUGGAUGAUUAUAUCUCAAUUCAUCCUCUGCGUAACCAAAAAACAAUCGCGUACCCUGAGUCUAUUUUCGACGGUUCCAACAGUAGCACUUUGAAACAAAGCAGGACGCAUUUAACUUCUUCAGAUUCUACCAAGGACUCAUCUGAGGAUCAUACUCCAAAAUUAAAAUCGUUAACAUACCAUGCGUCUCAUAGUAGUUAACUUUUUAUUCAUCAAACGUGUUUGCGGCACUUUUUAUAUGAAAUUAAUAUUAGACUUACACUAUGAAUAAAACACAAAAAGUAAAACUCUGUUGAAAUUUUUUAAUACUAAAUACAUAUGAAAUCGGUGAAUUUCAUAUCGAUGAAAUCUCAGCUAAAC